Sesamum indicum (sesame) is the source of this 2615-nucleotide messenger RNA. Its product is annotated as inactive protein kinase SELMODRAFT_444075. Gene Ontology annotation, molecular function: ATP binding; protein kinase activity. NCBI's taxonomy places the organism in Eukaryota, Viridiplantae, Streptophyta, Magnoliopsida, Lamiales, Pedaliaceae. Gene Ontology annotation, biological process: protein phosphorylation. The record is from RefSeq and is a predicted model, not a curated record.
ACCUUUACUCCCAAACCAAAAAUAGAAGAAAAAAAGAAAAUUGGAGCGCCAAUUUUACACAUAUAAAGUUGAUUUCAAAGCGCAUCGCCCACUACACAUAACUCAAAACUGUGCUAAACGGUCCAAACCGCUCGCCCUCCCCCCACCACUCCCACGUGUUCACACCGUACCGACAACCUGAGGUCACUGAUGUUCCCGCCAAAGUCACCAGUUACCGGCCAGCUGGCGGGACGCGGCGGCGAGACGGCGGCGAGAGUGAUCGUGGCUGUCAAAGCAGAGAAGGUGAUCUCAAAGUGCGGGUUGGCCUGGGCACUCAAUCACGCUGCAAGGCCUGGCGACUGUGUUAUGCUCCUCGCUGUCUUCUCUGAAGAGAAAACCGGGAGGAGAUUUUGGGGAUUUCCGAGGUUGAAAGGAGAUGGCCGGAGCGGUGACGCUACCAAGUUACCGGAUCGGAUUUGUCAGAUCUCGGAGUCUUGUUCUCAGAUGGUUCUUCAAGUUCAGGAUCAAAUUCAGGUUACAGUGCGGAUUAAGGUUGUUUCAGCUAUCUCUGCUGGUGCUGUCGCAGCUGAAGCAAAGAGCAGUGCAGCCAGCUGGGUCAUAUUGGACAAGAAACUGAAGCGAGAUCUGAGGUGUUGCAUGGAUGAACUGCACUGUAAUAUUGUAGUCAUGAAGGGUUCCCAUCCAAAAGUCCUUCGACUCAAUCUAGCUAGCUCAGAUGAUAUACAAACCCCUUUCUAUUCUGCUGCAUCUUCACCUGUUAAAGAUAAUAGAAAGCUGUACAGCUACAAAAUGAAGCAUACCACCCCUGUUAGCAGUCCUGAGGAUGCAAACACUUCAUACACAAGAUCCACCGGGGAAAAGUCAUUAUCAAGUCCUGACGCGGGACUUCCUACUUUUGUUGUGUAUGAACAAAAUCCCCUUUAUGAAGGAAUGAAUAGAGGUAAACGUCCACCUGGUAGACAAAAUACUAUUGACCAUGUAAAGGAAAGAGCAAUAAAUUUUUCAGCAGCUCCAGAAUCACCAAGCAGUCGGAAUCAAAGAGUCUUCUGGAUUCCUCAGAAUCACUCUGUUGAUGAGAAAGGCACAGCAAGUGGAAACUGCAAUAUCAUCCCUAAAACAACAUUUACCUCUACCAGAACCAAAUCUGAUAAUUUUAUACAAUAUAAGGAAGAGAUAAUAUUAAGUGGACUUAAUUUUAAUCAAAAUGGUAGUGGAGAUUCCGCAUUCAACUCUAGCAUUCGGGAGGCUGUCUCUUUAAGUAAAAUUUCCUCAACUCCUCCUCCACUGUGUUCGCUGUGUCAAUCCAAGGCUCCAGCAUUUGGGAAACCUCCAAAGCAAUUUCAGUACAAAGAGCUAGAGGAAGCUACAGAUGGUUUCUCAGACACAAAUUUUGUUGCAGAAGGUGGAUAUGGUUUGGUUCACAGAGGAGUUCUGAGGAAUGGGUUGGUCAUCGCGGUGAAGCAGCUCAAGCUAGUUGGGCCACAAAGAGAUGCUGAUUUCUGCAGGGAAGUUCGCGUACUGAGUUGUGCUCAGCACAGAAAUGUGGUGUUGCUGAUUGGUUUUUGCAUUGAAGGGAAGAAGAGACUGCUGGUCUAUGAAUAUAUAUGCAAUAGCUCGUUGGACUUUCAUUUACAUGGAAAUGAAAUGUCUGCUUUGGAUUGGCAAACACGUCUGAGGGUAGCUAUUGGGACUGCAAGAGGAUUGCGGUACCUUCAUGAAGAUUGCAGAGUUGGAUGUAUAAUUCACCGAAAUUUGCGGCCAAACAACAUACUCUUAACCCAUGAUUUUGAACCUCUGGUUGCUGAUUUUGGUUUGGCAAGAUUGCACAGUGAGUGGAAGUUCUGUGACAGGAAGCAAGUAGUUGGAACGUCAGUGUAUCUUGCACCGGAAUAUUUCAAUGAUGGGAAAAUCACAGAGAAAGUUGACAUAUAUGCCUUUGGCAUGGUAUUAUUAGAGCUAAUCACUGGGAAAAGAGCUCAUGAUUUGCAAUACUGCAUGAAACAUCAAUUUUUGCAGGACGAUAUCCAUUCUUUAGCUACUAUUGAGCCAAUACAUAUCUUGGUUUACAAGCAUCAACUGCUGGACCCCCGCUUGGCCUCUAUCCAACCCCAAGGUUUACCCUCUGAGCUUCAUGCAAUAGGAUUCGCUGCCUCGUUGUGUUUACAUCCUGAUCCUGACCUGAGACCACCCAUGUCAAAGGUUGUUAAAGUGCUAGAAGGAGGAAGUGCAGUGACUCCCCUGGCUUUGGACUUAGAUUCUGUUGGUUGCAGAAGUGGGCAUAUGCGGGGACUCAAUUCAAAUGCACUACUUGAAUCGAAGAAGAGGCAUUCUCGCAGGCUUUCAUACUGAAGAACUGUCAACUCUUUUUCCUCCUUGCUGAGUUCCGUGUGACAGGUUCCGGUUGUUUAUCUUCUUCGCACUAUCUUCUCUUUUCAGAUUAUCCAUUAUACCAGUUAUUAGAUUUCUUCUUUUUUUUUUCUCUUUAAUCCAGUUAUUGAUUGUCAUAGUAACUAUUUCUUAUUUUUUUCACAUUUUGAUCCUCUACAUUUCUAUGUUGUCAACAAUAUUUGUUGCUCCCAUUUUUCAGUGUGAAUAGAAAUGUUUUUUAUUUUUCC